AUGGGCGGUCCAUCAAAUAAAAUGCGUAAUAGGAUCGAAUUGAGGACCUCGGAGGGAUUAUCUGGGUUCAAAAUACAGAAACAUAUUGCAGUUGGAGGUGGAUUCGUGUCGAUGUGUGAAGAUUCGACGAUGGUUUCUCCUUCCGUUGCUGUCGUUGAAGUUUUGGAUUCAACGACCGAUGGCAAGAAAUACAUAACAUCGGAAGAGUUACGAAAGCACAACAAACCUAGCGACCUUUGGAUCUCAAUUCAGGGCAAGGUUUAUAACGUGACCGAAUGGUCCAAAAUACAUCCGGGCGGCGAUAUCCCCCUCUUGAAUCUCGCGGGUCAGGACGUGACGGACGCGUUCAUCGCUUUCCACCCGGGGACCGCCUGGCAACACCUCCAAAACCUCUUCACGGGUUACCACCUAAAAGACUACCAAGUUUCUGAUAUCUCAAAAGACUACCGAAAACUCGCCUCCGAGUUUUCAAAAGCCGGAAUGUUCGACAAAAAAGGACACGGUGUCAUCUACUCGCUCUGCUUCGUAUCCUUACUCCUUUCUGCUUGCGUAUACGGUGUUCUAUAUUCCACUAGUGUCGCUAUUCAUAUGCUUUCGGGGGCAUUAUUGGGAUUAGCUUGGAUGCAAAUUGCGUAUCUAGGCCACGAUGCCGGUCAUUACCAAAUGAUGUCGACCCGUGGAUGGAAUAAGUUUGCCGGAAUCUUCAUCGGGAAUUGCAUCACCGGAAUCAGCAUCGCGUGGUGGAAAUGGACACACAAUGCGCACCACAUCGCGUGUAAUUCCCCUCGAUUACGAUCCCGACCUCCAACAUCUCCCAAUGCUCGCGAAUCCCGGACCGAGCUUACAACAUUAUGGGGGACUCUGGUUUUUUGGACUUGGUUUCCGGUUCUUGUUUCGUGUCUCCCGAAUUGGCCGGAACGUGUGGCGUUUGUUUUGGUUAGCUUUUGUGUGACCGGAAUCCAACAUGUUCAGUUCACGUUGAACCAUUUCGCGGCUGAUGUGUACGUGGGCCCACCGAAAGGGAACAAUUGGUUUGAGAAGCAAACGAGUGGGACGAUUGAUAUCUCGUGUUCGUCUUACAUGGAUUGGUUUUUCGGUGGGUUGCAGUUUCAGUUAGAGCAUCAUUUGUUUCCGAGGUUGCCGAGGUGUCAUUUGAGGUCCAUAUCUCCGAUUGUUAGGGAGCUUUGCAAGAAACAUAAUUUGCCGUAUACGAGUUUGUCCUUCUAUGAUGCGAAUGUGACGACUCUUAAGACGCUUAGGACUGCGGCUUUACAGGCUCGUGACCUGGCCAACGGGGCCCCACAGAAUUUAGUUUGGGAAGCUUUUAAUACUCAUGGUUGA
Messenger RNA from Lactuca saligna, 1341 nucleotides. The record is from the annotation of a GenBank genome assembly. NCBI's taxonomy places the organism in Eukaryota, Viridiplantae, Streptophyta, Magnoliopsida, Asterales, Asteraceae.